Molecule: messenger RNA, 1089 nt
Organism: Phycodurus eques (leafy seadragon)
Lineage: Eukaryota; Metazoa; Chordata; Actinopteri; Syngnathiformes; Syngnathidae
Product: cyclic AMP-responsive element-binding protein 3-like protein 3-A
Exons: 9
Coding region: 1-1089 (362 amino acids)
Biological process (GO): regulation of transcription by RNA polymerase II
Cellular component (GO): nucleus
Molecular function (GO): DNA-binding transcription factor activity, RNA polymerase II-specific; RNA polymerase II cis-regulatory region sequence-specific DNA binding
Source: RefSeq, a predicted model, not a curated record
AUGGAUCUCAUUGACCUGCUCUUCAGGACCAAAGAUGAAACCAGCACCUGCCAUGGCAACCCACCGUGGCCCAUCACCAUGUAUGACGCGGAGAGCCCAGACGGAAAAGGUCCCGACGACUUUUUGGACUCUCUGCUGGCUGGGAGUGAGUCUUCCUCACCUCCGACCUCUCCUCCGUGGUCCCCUCUCACCCCGGAUAGCGACAUGCCCGACUUGGCCGGCGGACUCCAACUGCCCUCCUGCGCUUCAUUUCCAGGCUUCACAUCCGUGCAGCUUCCACCCUGCAAACAUGAAAAUCAAAUUACGCCUGAUGUUCACAUUGAUCUGGGCUGGGAGUCUGAUGGCCUCCAGGAGAAGCUGGGAAUGGCGUACUACCUCACAUCAAAUCAAAGUUCCACAACGUCAUCAAGUCAGACGCUUACAGUGAAGGACCUGCUCUUAUCCAAUCUGGGAAAGAAAGUAAGCGAAGAAACAUCUCAACAUCCUCUGCAAGAGCUUGUUCUUAAUGAGGAUGAGAAGACACUUCUAGCAAAAGAAGGCAUUAACUUGCCCAGCGAACUGCCUCUAUCUAAGUGUGAGGAGCAUGUUUUGAAGAAGAUCCGUCGGAAAAUACGCAACAAGCACUCAGCUCAAGAGAGCCGCAAAAAGAAGAGGGAAUAUGUGGAUAGUCUGGAAGAAAGGAUGUCUGCAUGCAGCGCUCACAACCUCCAGCUGCAGAGGAAGGUCCACAGACUGGAGGAGACAAACAACACUUUGCUGGAGCAGCUGAGCCAGCUCCAAGCUCUCCUGCCUAACAGCUGCAACAAAACAACACAAAGAGGGACCUGCCUCCUGGUUUUGCUCAUUUCCUUCUCUCUCAUUAUUUCCUCAAAUAUGAAGCCAGAUCCCUACAGUCAACCAAGCCAAGGAGGGUACAAAGAGACCUCAGUGCCGUCACGCUCUCUGCAGUCGGUCGACCAAGUGAAAGAGGUCGCUUCUACUCGUCCUCCCUUCUCGUUCUCCGGGAGCACGGCAGCCCUCAGUAGUGUAGCGGAGAAGCUUUUGAAAAGGCUGCCCAACGGCGAAGCUGCCAGCAUCCCAGCAACAUGA